Messenger RNA from Neolamprologus brichardi, 1167 nucleotides. The record is from RefSeq and is a predicted model, not a curated record. NCBI's taxonomy places the organism in Eukaryota, Metazoa, Chordata, Actinopteri, Cichliformes, Cichlidae.
AUGACUUAUUGGUCUCAACCUCAAACUGACCCCAUUCAUGCUAGUGCACUCAUAGCCAGACUGAUAAACCUCCUCAAAUUUGUGUGUCUGCUAUUUGAUGAGGAUAAGGAAGAACGACAGCUCAGAAUUACACUUGUUGGGAAAACCGGAGUUGGGAAAAGUGCAGUAGGAAACACCAUCUUAGGGGAAAGGGCUUUUGAAUCUAAACUAUCACCUUCGCCAGUGACAUCAAAGUGUGAGAAAAAAACAGGUCAGUUUGAAGGACAGAGCCUGGCUGUGGUUGAUACUCCUGGUCUGUUUGGCCCCAAAGUAACUGAAGAGGAGGCGAAGAGACAGAUCGCUCAAUGCAUCUGCUUUGCUGCUCCUGGUCCUCAUGUGUUCCUGAUUGUGAUCCAGACAAACAGAUUCACCAAUGAAGAACAAGAAACUGUGAGAAUUAUUCAGCAGAUGUUUGGAGAAGAAGCGGCAGGUUACACUAUUGUCCUGUUCACCCGUGGAGACGAUCUGCAGGCUGAAAGAAUCACCAUAGAAGAAUUAAUCAAUUGUAAUAAAGGUCUCAGUGAAUUCAUCAGUCAGUGUGGAGGACGACAUCAUGUUUUUAACAACAGAAGCACCGAUCCUGCUCAGGUCAGAGAGCUGCUGGACAAGAUCAACACCAUGGUUCAAAUAAAUGGAGGGAGACACUACAUCAAUGAGAAGUUUGAAAAGGCAGAGAGAGUCAUCAGAGAAGAGACGAGAAAACUUCUUAGAGAAAACCCACAGAUGGAGCCCAAAGAUGCAAGAAGACAAGCAGAGAGAGACAACUCGUUUAUCAAGUGGGGCAUUCUAGCAAUUAUUGGAGCUGCAGUGGUAGGUGCUGGUGUAGUAGCUGCUGCAGGAAAUUACAUAGAGCAGAGCAGCUACCUGAACACUAGUUCAACGGAGGAGUGCCCGCAUGGAGUCCCACAAACCCCUUCACCCCACUGCUUCAUGCCAGGAGCCCAGAAGCACCUGGCACUGCCACUGAGCCACAGGGAUCCACACAGAUGCCGGGGCGGGAGUGCUGGAAGUGUUGGUGGCCAGGGCACCUACGGCGGGACUGUCCUAUCAUUGAGGUGGGACGGGUGUUCUGCAUCGCCGGGACACCAGCAUCCGCCCCCAGAUAAGGAAGGAACGUACUGCAUUCUG